Molecule: messenger RNA, 2980 nt
Organism: Caenorhabditis auriculariae
Lineage: Eukaryota; Metazoa; Nematoda; Chromadorea; Rhabditida; Rhabditidae
Source: the annotation of a GenBank genome assembly
AUGUCCUUAUUCAGUCGACUUUUCCCCCAUGCUUUUAUUGCCAUCUUAGCUGUUGUAAGUUUUCAGAUUAAUUUUUCAAUGAAUAGAGGGUGACUUUCAGAUUUUUGCUAUAUAUUUCCGCCUUUAUGAAGUUUUCCUGGUAGAAGAAAUCACAGACGAAGGGAUCGUUUCAUUGCGGGGAAGGAGUGAACAAGAAAUUGUCGAGUACCUUUUGAAAAAGGUUUGUUGAUUUACAUUAUCUUUCUGCAAUUGUAGAAAAAUUGAAAAAUAUAGAGUUUUGCAACGACCAGACCAGAACUUGGAGUAACUUCGAAUCUAGCGCUCCGGAUUUGAAACUACAUCAUUCUGUGUCAUAUUGAAUAGGGUGAUCGCUCAGGAUCACUUGAACUUUAAAUCCAAACUUUUUCCGUGAUAAAAUUGAACUGUAUGCAACGCGGCCGCAAGCACUCCGGCGUUCAGCCUUCAAAAACUCGAAAAAAUGAAAAAGAAACUUUUGAAAUUUGUGAAGAAGGCGUGCGGCAUUUGCCGAAAAGGCGCGCCCAAUCUGUCUGAUUUUGCGGGAAACCAAAAUUAUUUAAUUUCACGAACACUCAAAAUGACUUUUCUCAUUUUUUUCAUGAUAAAAUUUGAUAUUUUGUGAUUUCUUGGUUGGUGAACUGAAUCGCUAAUUUAAAAGCGAUGAUUUCUUAUAUUUUUAAAUCUUUCUCUCUGCGGUUUCUAGGUUUAGGUAUUGAAAAUUCUACAAAAGUCUCAUCAAUAGCGGCUAUUGGCCGGUAUCUCCUUAAAAAAAUAUUUUUUUUUUUCAGAAACACAAAGUCGUCGCGACGCCAUGCAGUCCCACAAACAGUUGCUUCGUCGUCGUCGAUUCUUAUCAUUUUGAAGAUGAAGCGUAAGAUCAAGUUAUGAAAUAUAAAUUCAAUUUUUGAGAUUUCAGCCUAGUUGUAAGGAGAAAUUUAUUACAUCGUGGAAAUUCUGCUUACUCCCUGACCGGCGUGGAGCUUCAACCUCCUCCAAGUGAGCUUUUGAUGCAUUUCUUUCAGAAAGAAUUAGUAGGGAAAUGGGUAGAACUAAGUGGAGUAACUAAGACUCUAAAUUGCGUCCGACCUCAACUAGUUUGCGCUUCAACAAAUAAAUGAACGCAUUGAUAUAAACUUCGAGGAACGGUUGGAAAGUUUCCCAUUUUUGGCCAAAACACUUCUUGGUGUACCAGAAAAAGCUCCGGGUAAUCUCAUCCUCCAAAACUUCCUCGUAUUUAUAAAUAGAAUCUCAAAGAAUACAAAUAACUUAUUUCGAGUGGUUUUUAGGGUUUUAUUUGUAUUUGAAGUGUCCUUUUACAAAAACUAGUGAGUUGGAUUUCCUUGUUUUUUUCUGGGACAACAAGGAGUUUUUCCGCGAAUUUCUAGAAAAAUCCCAAUCGCAUAAUAAACGGACUAUCCUUCAAAAUUCGCUGUGACCAGAUGUUGAAGAAUUAGGUUGAAAAGCAUGAAUUAACCUUCCCAAUUCCAGAAAUAACAUGGCGAAGUGCGGACACUCGCAAGUGGCGCGUGAAUAAACUUGUUGUCGACGCUCGCUACGCCAAAGUGAUGGUAGCCGCAGGCUUUUUCAUGGAGGUACUUUUUCCUCUGUUUUCGGCCUUGUUUGAUCGGAUUUGUUCCAGAGCCUCGAUUUCGACGAGGGUAAACAUCAAGAAGUUCUCAUGGCAGGGCUUGGUGGUGGCGUCAUCAGCAACUUUUUCUCACAGAUUGAUUAUUUGAAUGUGAGAAUAAUUUCAUUAAGCUAGAAGCGUUUUGAUAAGUAGGUCACUUUACUUUUGGGCUGUGACAUUAUUAAAAUUUGGUCAGGAAACUCUUUGAUGUAUCAGGAAAAGAUUCCAAACUGCCUAGCUAUUCAGUUUUCAAGAAGAUGCACUAAAAAUUGGAAGAAAACAUUCAAAAUAUGUUGAAAUAAGGCAUUUUGCAAAUUUGAGCCGUCGUUUCUCGGAAACUGAGAAGAUGUCCAGGUUAAGUGAUUCCGCAUCUUUUUUGGUCCGUCAAUGAACGUUAUGGACCAUUUUCAAGAGAUUUUCAAUCGAAAAAUAAUAAUACCUUGUUUGAGUAGGUUUUUUGAAAAUCUAUAGAAAAAAUUCUGAUCUUUCAAUUUUUUUCUCUCAGAUUUCCACGAUCGCUGUUGAAAUCGAUCCAUUUAUCGUGAACAUCGCCAAGCAGUGGUUCGAUAACGAAGAAACAGCUAACCUUCAAAUCAUUCGAGGCGAUUUUAUUCCCUUCUUGGGAGAGCUACAGCAAGGUUUUCAACCGAAAUUGUGAGCUUAUCACGAAAAUCAUGUUCAGAAACCAAACGCUAUGAUGCGAUCAUUGUCGACGUUUGCCAUUCUGACACCCGGGAGCUUAUCUGUCCUAUAGAAGAAGUUCGGAAUGAAGAAGUUAUUCGGAAGCUUCAAGCGAUCCUCAGCGAGACAGGUUAGUUUUUCAUCAUUUUAUUUUUUUGGUUUCUGAAGAGAUGGGCUGAAUUUUGAACUUUUAACGUCUUUUUUAUCAAAUCACGGAUUAUUAAAGCCAAAAAAAUAUCAUAACAUCCCUGCAGUUCAAAUCCUGACGCAGUAGCAAGAAAAAGCGUGUGCAUUUUAGAAACCCUAUUUUGUUAGAAAAAAAGAACAGUUUCCUGUUGCAAUGAAGUAUUUUAUAAAAAAAUUUUCAGGUACUCUGAUAUUGAAUAUUUGUGCAAUAUCAAACCACGAGCAAAAUGAAGAAGCUCUUCUCAAAGAAUUUGACCCUUUCUUCAACACCUGCUUCCUUCUCAAAUAUCUUCCCAAUCGACGAGUUGUUCUACUCGAAUUGUUUUUUAAAAUGUGAUAUAUUUACAGAUGCUCAUAUGCUCAAAUCGCCCGAAUUGGUCUUGGGAGGAUAACAAAGAACGAUUUUUGAGCAACUUGGAGAAAGUCGACGAUAUUUUCGACUUCAGAUUGACGUCGUUUUUCCAAUAA